Molecule: messenger RNA, 1008 nt
Organism: Dujonia railenensis
Lineage: Eukaryota; Fungi; Ascomycota; Pichiomycetes; Serinales; Debaryomycetaceae
Source: the annotation of a GenBank genome assembly
AUGCCGUUUGUGGAAAUCUCUUGGCCAAGCUCUUCGCUCCUCCUGUUCCCGGAGACGAAUACACCAUUCUACCCUUCUCCAUUCAAAAAUGAGUAUUUAAAUCAAACUUAUGAUUUGUUCAUGAAGGCAUCUACGCCGAUGUCCAUCGCCUUGGUAUAUUUUUCAUUCGUUCAUUUUAUCAACCCUAUCAUUCGUAAAAGACAGUUGCGCUUGCAACAGAAAUUAAACGAAAAAAAUGGUGCUGCUGCUGCUAGCAAGAGACUUCCAGCUGCCCCAUAUGGUAUUGCAAGGACCUGGUGGUUCAAACUAUUCGUAAUUCUUCAUAAUGUAUUCUUAUGUAUUUAUUCAGCAUGGACAUUUGUGGGUAUGGUUUACACCUUAAGAAAAACCGCGAAACAAUAUGAAGAGUAUAUAGUGGACGAAACUCAUCCUAAGCUUUCUAAAAUGGUUCAAGCCGUUUGUGAUUUGGAUCUGGGAAUAUUCUCUGAUAAGUUGCCAUUGAAAAAUUUAUCUUACUAUGGAUUUUGGUUCUACAUGUCUAAGUUUUAUGAAGUGUUGGACACAAUUAUUAUUUUGCUCAAGGGAAGACCAUCUUCUUUGUUGCAGAGCUAUCACCAUGCAGGUGCAAUGAUGUGUAUGUGGUCAGGGAUUAGAUAUAGAUCUCCUCCAAUUUGGAUUUUCGUAGUCUUCAACUCAUUUAUUCACACCUUGAUGUAUUUCUAUUUCACAUUGAGUUGUUUGAAGAUUAGGGUACCAACUAUUUUCAAGAGAAUUUUGACAUCCAUGCAAAUUACUCAAUUUAUUGUAGGUGGAUCGGGAGCCAUUGUUUACGUCUUCUUGAAGUAUACUAACUUGGAAACCGGUGAAUUACAACACUGCUUAGAAUCAUCUACAAGAGCAUUCCCACUUUACAUCAAUGUCGCAUAUUUGGCGCCAUUGACCGCCCUUUUCGGUGCUUUCUACAUUGAAAGUUAUUUAAGGAAGCAACCUGUUAAGCAAAAGAAGUAA